Molecule: messenger RNA, 993 nt
Organism: Zeugodacus cucurbitae (melon fly)
Lineage: Eukaryota; Metazoa; Arthropoda; Insecta; Diptera; Tephritidae
Gene: Hr83
Product: nuclear receptor subfamily 2 group E member 1
Exons: 2
Coding region: 1-993 (330 amino acids)
Biological process (GO): cell differentiation; anatomical structure development; regulation of transcription by RNA polymerase II
Molecular function (GO): nuclear receptor activity; RNA polymerase II cis-regulatory region sequence-specific DNA binding; zinc ion binding
Source: RefSeq, a predicted model, not a curated record
AUGACUGAUCUAGGUGACGUUGUUAGUACCGUAGAGUCUAAAAGAUCAACAAUAACCCAAAUGUACAGUGGUAUCGAGCCUACUCUUGCCUCAGCUGGUAUAUCACACAAUAUCUGUCAGGUAUGUGGCGAUCAGAGCUCCGGCAAGCAUUACGGUAUACUUUGCUGUGACGGCUGUUCUUGUUUCUUCAAGCGUAGCGUACGCAAGGGCACACUCUAUACGUGCAUCGCCGCAAAAGGCAAUUGUAUUGUGGAUAAAGCACGUCGCAAUUGGUGUCCAUAUUGUCGUUUGCAACGUUGCCUGGCUGUGGGCAUGAAUGUGACUGCAGUGCAAGAAGAGCGUGGUCCACGCACCCAAGCAGCUGCGGGCAAACAUGUCACCGGAAACUCGAAAAGUUUAACGCUACCGCGUUAUGCAUAUACGCACCAGACGUAUCGUGCACAUUAUGCAACGCUGCAGCCAAAACCACACAAUGCGGCGCUCACCACCGGCAAUGCGGUGAAUUUCCAAAUACUAGCACAAAUCCUAGUCACCUGUCUGCGGCAAGCUAAAUGCAACGAGCAAUUUCGUACACUCUCACCAGCACAGCAGGAGACCAUUUUGAAUGCCGUGUGGAAUGAGUGCUUUGUGUUGCGCGCCUCGCAUUGGUCGCUCGACAUCACGGCUAUGAUUGAUGCAUGCGGUGAUCCGCAAUUGCGGCGCGUCAUCGCUGAGGCGAAACAGCUGCGCGCCGAUGUGAUGGAAUUGAAUUUCCUGGAAACAUUAAUACUUUGUCGGAAAGAAUUGGCCGUUAGCGCGGAGAAUGCAACGCUGUUGGAGAGUUAUGCAAAUGGCGCUUUGGUUUCGCUGGCACGAUACACCAUGCAACAAUCGAACUGGUUGCGUUUCGGCACACUUCUACUGGGCUUGAGACAAUUGACCCAGCGUUAUUAUGACAGUCUACUCUCAUCGCUUUUUCGCACAGUUGUACGAGAUAUUGUGAAGAACUUGUGA